AUGCGAAUACAAUCCAGCAAAACACCUAUUCUUCUCUCCGCGCUGUCCGCCAGCUUCGCGACCGCGCUCACCUUCGAUUGCGCCCAAAUCAAGGUCAACGAUUACAAAUACGAUCUCAGUGGCUUGGGCGGCGUGCACGAGAUCUACCACCUCAACAAGACCGAAGAGUACUCUACGAAUACAACCUAUGUCCUCGACAUCUGUGCCCCGCUAGGCAAAGCUUCCAAACGCCCGAAUGGAGCUGGCAGCUGCGAGUACUCUAAAAACAUUUGCGGCUUCGAAGACCUAAAACCAUCCGAUGGCAACGGCGACCAGAAAUUCGGGUUCCCGAUCGCGGGACUCGAUCCGAUGGGCGGCGGAUCUAAGGAUCCGCAGUUCACGCGACUCAGCGAGAUCGAGGGCUCUGAGACCGAGGGUCUACGCCUGAAGAUCUCCGGUGGCUCCUGGAAGGGCGAGCACAAUGAUCAAAAGGCCAAGGAUGCGGCCGCCGUGAUUGAUUUCCAGUGUGAUCCGGACCGGUCUGGGUUGGAGGGUCUCAGUACCAAGGAGGCACAGCCGGAGGAUGAGGAGAGUGAGAAAAGACGACGGGCGGAGGAUGGCGAGGGCGAGGGUGAUGGGAAGAAGACCUCCGACCAAAGUCUUCAGUACAAGAGCUUUGCUCCGAAUGAGGAUGGCCUUUACGUGCUUAAGCUUGAGUGGCGCACACGCUAUGCUUGUGAUGAGUACCAGAGGGGCAAGGAAGCUAGCUCCAAUAAUCAUUGGGGAUUCUUUACGUGGAUGAUUAUCAUUGUCUUCCUCUGUGUCGCGGCAUACCUCAUCUUCGGCUCCUGGCUCAACUACAACCGCUUCGGCGCACGGGGCUGGGACCUCCUCCCUCACGGCGAUGCGAUUCGCGACGUGCCAUACCUCUUCAAAGACUGGGGCCGUCGAGUCGUUGACACCCUGCAAGGCUCCGGAACGAGGGGAGGAUACAGUGCGGUGUAA
Messenger RNA from Penicillium cosmopolitanum, 984 nucleotides. RefSeq names its product autophagy-related protein 27. The record is from RefSeq and is a predicted model, not a curated record. Lineage: Eukaryota; Fungi; Ascomycota; Eurotiomycetes; Eurotiales; Aspergillaceae. The transcript has 3 exons. Bases 1 to 984 code for a protein of 327 amino acids.